UUCACAGGAGACAAGCCCCCACCAUGUGUGCUCUUUGCUUCCAAUGUACUUCAAUGCAUAAAACAGCGGUUUCUUUAAAAAGUAGCUGGAAAGCCGAUGCAUUUUCUCGGACACAUUCAAAAUUGAUAUCUCGGAGCUGGUGCUGUCCAGAGAAUUCGUUCCAAGAUGAUAAGUCGUGCGAACUCAGCGGUUAUACUUCGUAGCUUGAAAUGUGUGGCGUAAAGUAAUUAUUUAAAAUGCUAACUAGUGUAAAUACGUUAACUAUACAAUUGAACAUUUUGAUUUCUUGUAGAAGUAAUGGCCGCCUAAUCGAGUAAUUUACAUCAAGUGUUAGAAUUGUGCUGUCUUCCAUCUGCAAUCUUUAAAAAAUUUGGUGCACCUAGAAAAAAAAGAACACCCUGUAUAUUUAAACACGUGCGUUCAAUCUGCGUAAUUCUUUGAUUUCUACAAGGAAGGUUGUUGUUGUCCAGCGACCAAUUGCCAUUAUGCACCACACACAGAUGUUGGACAUGUUUUCACUGGCGAAUGCUUGGCGAACGUAAACUCGUAGGGCUCUAACGCUGCGCACACGUCCCACAUAAACCAGAAACUAGUUGUCGCACCAGAGCGAGCCGAAGUUGGCUUGCACAAAGUAUUCUUUCUCGAAAUACUUGUUGGCACCAGUGAACGACAUGGUGCCGUUGCACCUCUGUGUCAUCACUGCGCAUAUCGACGUCGUCGGCCUUUGCGUUUAGGAGUAAGCGUGCACACUCGUAUGGUACCGGCCCGUCCUGCAAGGCAGCAGGCGGCCGCAAAACUUGACCACCACUGACGCGUGGCCAAUAAGGAUAUAUCGCUGCCGGACCAAUCGUGAGCCAUCCCGCAAGAGAGCAGCCAGCACCCGCAAAGUGAGGGGAAGACGCAAAGAAAGCUUCUCUUUUAUGAAGCAGCUAAUUGGAAACGCUGAGGUUGAGGUUCAUUAGCUUUUCGAAUGCCCCGACGAAGCUUGGAGAUGCCAAGGUGCGUCGCGCGUCUUCACAUCAGUAGAAUACAAGCGUGCACCGAGCACUUCCCAAGCAGAUGGUAAAACGAGUGACGCGGGAACACGAGGAUAGGUUUGCUUUUUGAAUAGAGCAAACUGCAGCCCUUUUAGUUGCAUUCCUCUGUAUAAAGCUACGUGCAUGACAAUUCUUCCUAGCAUAAAGUGUCCUAUAUCUUGUGAAUUCUUGCAGAAUUAGUUUGGCUGAGUACGCACGCAUGCACGUUUGAAACUGCACGAUGAACGCUUAGGCGUGUGUGCGCGUGCCUGCUGUGAACAUUUUCUUUCUCUGUUUCUUAGCAAGGUCCCUUCCUGUUUUCCCAGUGCAGGGUAUCCAACCAGGUUUAGCCUGGUGUUGCUAAUGAGGCACCUGUCCCGAAUUUCCUGCUUCGUACUCAUGUUCGAAGCCAGCCCCUUAGCCAACUCGCGCUCACACAGCUGGUGCAAGCGGGCCUAAUCGUUAACGAUUAGUUAUGUGCCCCUGUCAACGUCUGGUGCAUCAUCGUCAGCACAGAAUGCUUGCUGGGGGCUGCAGUGCCCGAUAUCCAUAAGAACAAAAAAUGCGUAUAUUGAUGGGAUGAUAUGCGUCACAAGAAAUAAUAAAAAGAACACAAUUUUGAAUUAUCUGUGUUAAUGUAUUGGACUAACUUCUUCUGACACUGGCGCACGCUGUUGGGCUACAAUUUUGUGUGAUUUCUUGCGAUACUUUGGUGCAGUUCAUUCAUAAUUUGUGCGCGCGUUUUGUCAUAGAUACCAAUGUCUCCAUUGCAUUUCUCACUUCGACUACCGCCGAGCUUCGUUUCGAAUAAGAUGUAAAAAUGUAAAACUUCCAAAGAUAUGUAAGGAUUGAAGAAUCAGAAAGAAAAAAGAAAGCAAACCAUGUAUGCCUUCUUGUUCUUCUGGAAAGUUAGGUAACAUUGGAAACAAACUAUUAUUGCACGAAGAAAUAACGAUAACUCCAGGCGGGGGUCCAUGCAAAAUUUUUUUCUUUUUCCACUGGUUAUGUUCAGACGUAGAUUUUUUUACACAUAACAUAUAUUUAAGCUUUUUCACUAGCUCACAGCCACCUGAUGUAGUCCAGUGUUCAGUAGAAACUCACGUGGAGAGGAAAGAACAUAAUUGAUCCAAAGCAUAAAUUCGCCCAAGUAAAGCUUUUGGUGUACAAUUAAAGGACAAUAAAAGCAGGUUUUUUUUUUUUUCUAUCUUUCUUUCUAGCGAGAAUUAUUUUUGUUUUCCCGAGCCAUCGCAUCUCGGCUUUCCAGGUCCGUUUACCCAAUAAUGACCCGAUCUUCACUUUUUCUUGUCGGCACUAACGAAAAGGAAACUAAUGUAAGGGGCAACACAUUUACCGGAGAAUUGCUAUGAAGCGCUGCCGCAUUGCGUGCGAUUGUCUUCCAAUGCCGCCAGAUGGCACCACACCCCUGCGCGCUAUCAUCAUUGCGCGCUUGCGACAGCGACGCCGUGCCUCCCACCGCCGCCGCAGCUGGGUGCGCGUCGUCUGCGCGCCGCCGGCGUCGUCUGCACAAACCGUAGUCCAGACUCCGAGCGCCGAGCGCAGGUAGCAAGCGCGCCGGGCAGAGCGCGCACGCGUGUGUGCUUGUGGCGCCACUGCCGCUCUGCUUGUUCUUUAGAGACGUCGCGUGGCUCUGGUCGCUAAUUGUGGUCGCUUCCCGAAGGAGACGAGCAGCGCCGGCGUCCGUCAUCGUCGUGAAUGUGCUCGCAGUGACGUAGUCGUCGUGCACCCAGAAGCAGUGUGUCCUCUCAUAGCUCGGCGUGCGCGGGUGUCUAGAGGAAUGCAGGCCGCGGGCCGGCCUGCCGCAUCGUGUGCGGCGACGUGGCUUCGCGUCCCGCGGAUACAUCAUACAGGCGGCCUUCUUCGCACUUGGACUUGGCCGCGCAUUGUCGUUGUCGUCGUCACCGCCUGCGUCGCUGUCAACGCCGGAGAAGCAAGGCCAGAAGAGGGCCUCGACGGAAGGGCGCCCGAUGACGUCGUCGGCGGCAGUUCCUCCCUGCUCGAUGAGCGAUCAACAUGGCUUCCCGCCCACAAAUCACCAGACGGCGGAGGCAGCGGUGGCGGCCGAAGCCGGAACAGCUUGCCCGUGGCCCAGCAGCCGGCGUCCCACGGUGCUCGGGGUCCCGGUCGGCUCUUGCUCCUUCCGGGAGGCAGCAUGGCCCGCGGCCUUAGCCCCGACGAGUACGACCACCUGCUGCGGAGUCCCAACGUCCGAAACGUCACUACGCAGCUAGGACAGACCAUGUACCUGCACUGCGUCGUCGACUCGGCUUCGGACCGAAUGAAGGCGCACCGACAAAUAGUGUCGUGGAUCCGACUGCGUGACUUUCAUCUGCUGACCGUGGGCCUGACGCGUUACACGUCGGACGAGCGGUUCCAGACGGUGCACAUGCAGUUCUCCAACAACUGGGCGCUGCAAAUACGCGACGCACAGCUCAGGGACGCCGGCCUUUACGAGUGCUUGGUCAACUCGGACCCGCCCCUUCGGCAGGUCGUCUCGCUGCGCGUCGUCGUGCCCAAGGCGCACAUCCUAGGCGGACCGGACUUGCACGUCGAGGCCGGCUCGGCGCUGAACCUGACGUGCAGCAUAAGCGAGAGUCCCGAAGCUCCGGCGUUCGUGUUCUGGUACCACCAGUCACGCCUGAUCAACUUCGAGCGCGGCGGCCGCGUGAGCGUCGCCAAGGGCCCCAACGGCACGGCCGUGUCGCGCCUCCUGCUGCCAGCCGUGGACGCCGCGGACUCGGGCAACUACACCUGCAAGCCGGCCAACGCCAACGCCACCUGGGUGCUCGUGCACGUGCUCGAGAGCCACCGGCGGCUGGCCGCCGUGCAGAACGACGCCGGCGGCAUGGCGCUCACGGCGGCCGCAACACCGCACUGCGCGGCGGCCUGCUCCCUGCUGCCGCUGCUCGUGUCGCUGCUGGUGCAGUGGCUGCUGGCCUGCGCCCACCACUGCGGUUCCAGGUGACCAGCAGCUGUGGACACGCGCACUCUGUAAAUAACGUGGGUCGCGGCAAAUCAUGCCCGGUUCCCGGUCAUCAACAGAUUCCAGUCCUUCUAGGAGACUGGAACCAAGGAUGAUUCUCCCCAGUCGAACCUGAAGCCAGGAGAGGAGGAUGAGUACCAAUAACAGUCACUGAACGGGUGGAAACCACUUGUGCGGACCAUGCAACGGUCAGCACCAAGUGCUUCUUGUGUUACCCGUGUCACUGGAAACGGACAUUGCGGUCACCGAGGCCGGCACCAUUGCAGCGGCGGCAGCAACGCUCCAUACCGAUGAAACCAUCGAGGAACGCUCUACAGAUGCUGCCGUUGUUAGCCGACUCCCGUCUCUCCGCCGGUGCGAUCUACCGACAAGCAUGGCCGCACUCUUCUCUUCAACCCCCUCGUUUGUGUGUGUGCGUGCGCGUGCGUUGUUUUACUUCGUUUCACGUUGUUCUCAUUUCGUUCGUAAGUAAGUGCGUACGCUUGUGUCCACGGGUGUUGUGAACGCGCACAAUCUUUCAGGCGCCAGCGCUUUUGCUUCCCGGUGACUCGGCCACCAUCGACCAUGUGGAACAGACGCCGGAACACCGGUAGAACUGCCGCUGGCUUCGAUCGUCGCGAGUUCGCCGGAGAGACGCAAGACGCACGUCGAGCACGGAGAGACUCCGCUGAACGUCCUCGCUUUGUACAUAUGUAGAGAUGACGACGAAUGUUUCUUGUUGCUGCCGCUCUCGAUCGCUCUGUUCUCGUGGGCUUAUUAUGUGUUUUGUUGACAGCUGCAAGUGAGAGCUGAUGUCCGCAGGAAGUAAUAGAGCGUAAGUUGUGCAGUCUAACGUUGUCCAGCGUGUAUUUGUGCCCGGCCGCGGUAUCCUCUGGCGUGUGCGGUGGUGCGCAUCAUUCCGUACCGUUCCGAAGGCGCCCGCGAUGUUUCCAUUGUUCGACAGUGCUUGCGUCAUAUUGCUUGGAGAUUUUCUUCGUCGGCAACAGAUGGUUGAGUCUGCACCCGUAGCUGAAGUGCGGUGCUACGUGCACAUACUAUAACGUUGGGUGUCAUUGCCACCAUCGUUUGAAAUUCUAGUGCUCUCUUUCUUUUUGCGUGCGCUGUCGUUGGAGGAAAGACUCACCCUGCUGUUUCGGCGAGACACAUGUGAUACGGGAGAUGGCGUAAAAUUUAAUUCAAAUUCUGAUAAAGGACGCUCCAAGUUUCCGUUAGUACGGAACGCCAGAGUUGCAUUGUUGAGCGACGCGUUGCAGGCAAGCGUAAUAGCGAAAAGUCGUCGGCACUGAUGGCAGUUACUAUGCGAUACAUGUCUCGCGCUAUGAUUAUUUUUGUUAACGAUAUAUUACUUGGCUAGAGACAUGAUCAAAGCUGCGUCACCGCUUUCUGCAAGUAUGCCGGAGGAGUGUAAGCUUCGCAGGACGCAGUAUUAUCUGAGGAUGAUGGAGCGGUGUUUUGAUAUUAUUACUACCUCGUUAUCACGGAUAUGAGUUGAAGGGCAGCUGGUAAGGUAUCGGCCAGAAAAUGGUCGUAUUUGGCUGCCAAGCGUCGUUUCCGUGCUAACACACUUAUGCCUAAUAUUGCAGUCCCCGUGGCGACUUAUAGGUAAAAAACAAGAAUAAAUAAAAAAAAGAAUACGAGCAGUUUGUUUCAGGGGACAGUACGGAUGAAUUCUCAUUGGAUGGUACUGACUUCAUUUUUAACACACUAGGAGUCCUUUUCUUGACACGCUACACAAUUUGACCCGAAUGUGCAGCGAACGAAUCCUUACUAGUCCAGUCAUUGUAAGGGACUCUGACGUGAUCCCUUCCAAAAGAGAAACAUUUUGUGCGAAAAAAUAUUGCAGCAGGGUAAACGACGCUCGGUAUCUCUAGGUAUUUGGUAUUAUUGAAGAUGUGCUGCUUCACACUUGCGCAGUAGAUAUUGUCGUGGUCGGAGGCGUGCUACGAUGUUAAAUGAAGUUAAUCGAUUUUAGUUCUGGCUCUCAGUUAGAGCACCUUCGUACGUCAUCCCAGCCACUGAAAGAACACUGUUUUUUGAUGAAAUGGACGUGAAGUGCUGUCAUGGGUCACUUAUUAGUUGUAUUUCGCGUUAUUUGCGGAGCACGUUAUACGGCUCCGAAGCGUGCACGAAGCCAAGCAUAUUGAUUUUACUUUGACACUCGAUGAAUUUUACUUGGUACGUGUCUACGGUUCCAUUUUCUAAUGUGGUGCGCCUGUCAGCAAGGCAAUACUUGUUUUCAGGCUAUUCAUGCCAGUGCCAGAAUGAUAAUGUGUGUGUGUGUUUUUUGUUUCCAGGAGCAUUACUUCAGUCGCGUAUUUCGUAAUGGUUGUGCGUCGUAGCCGCUACACUUUCAGUGCACAAGGUUUGCCGUGAAGGCUACGUGUAAGCGAAAGGAAGGUGCGGUGUUAUUAAGUCAGGCUGCGCCAGGGAGCUUCGGAAACGCAGCUUUAUAAACGAAAUAACUGAAAGUUCAAACGGUUUCUAGCUCUGCGUGUAUUACGCCUAGAAGGAGCGUUAUGGAGCAAAACAGUUCAAAUUGGCUUGCUGUCUCUUAGUGGCCCACUUAUAAAGCAUUUUGAUUUAAGGUGUGAUUAAAUUUUACUAUAAUUAUUUUCGUUUAUGUACCGAAAGCUUUCACAGUGGUCAAUCAAUGUGGUGGAGUGCUUGCGUAAAAAUAACGUAUUAAAGAAAGUUGUGUUUAGUGUUCUCAAACUUCGCAGUCUGUUAUGACAGACGCCGUACAUUGGAGAGCGCAGAUUGAAUUCGACCACAUAAGGUUUUUUUUAAUAUGUUCAGCGAGAGCGCGAUAAAAAAGAUAUAUUCCGCAAUAAACUCGUAUAACUCCUUUCUUAACCGGUUCGUGUCAUGUAACUUCAGCAGUCGCACCCUCGACGCAGUUACGCGUUUGCGUCUUGUUAAUAAAAAAAAUAUAGUCGGGAUUAUCAACAUCCUUAGCUUCUUUACUGAUUCUUCAGUAGAGUUAUCGAGCGCACUCUGUCAGUAACUGUCUGGAAGUACAUUUCCGCGAGAAUUGGUCGUAGGCUUUUAUUGGGAUCAGAGCUGGCUCUUUGAACAAGACGGUUGUGAAAGCAGAACAAAAAGAGCACUGCGACGAGCGUCGAAGUACGUCAGAACUGAACUUUCGAAUGAAAUCGAGAUAAACGCAUCUUUUAAAGUGGCACCUGUUAAUCUGCGCCUGUGUCGCAAUGCAGUGAAGAAUGAUUAUCAGUGAAAGGAAAAUGUGGGAGAGAAGCCACUAAAACCGCGAAUGACGGAGCGCGGCUCCCAUGCUCGAUAAUCACACGACACUAGUUUAUUAUUAUUAUUAUUAUUAUUAUUAUUAUUAUUAUUAUUAUUAUUAUUAUUAUUAUUAUUAUUAUUAUUAUUAUUAUUGUCAUUGUCAUUUUCGACCGAGGUGUACGUUUGUGUCAUCUCUAUAUAUAGGCGCUUCCGUGCCAAAGCUAUGGGGCUUCUUAAUUAGACAAUUUUGCAGACCACUGCGCCUGGAGGGACCUGGUUAGAGUAACCUGGUUAGGGCACCUGUGAAACGUCAAACACGUCGGCACCGCUACAUUGCUGUUUAAGCAUUGCUUGAGCAUUACCGUGCUUUGCGCAAGGCCGUUGGAAGUCAUCUGCCAUUAAGAGGCCAAAGAUUUGGCGCGACAAUGCCUCCGUAAAAUUGCAUUUGCUCUAGGGAGAUAUGGUGCGGUACACCAGAAGCGUGCCUGCUUUUGCCGCCGCGUAGCACAUGACAACAAACCUUGUGCACUGAGUGGUGUGUCGGUAAUGUACGGGUAAGUCAGCGACGUUCGGGUCAUGGUUUCUAGUCCGCAAUUUGUUCUUUGUUUAAUUCUUUUUUUUUUCGUUAACCGUUCGUCUCCGCCUCUUUCUGCUAGCCAGAAGGUGUGUUGGUCGUCAACUGGGUUGCCGAAAAUUGUAGUCCGUGUUUGAGUCAGGGCGUUUGUUCCUAGUGCCGUCUUCUCUAAGUCCGUCGUAGUCCGUUGUUGUUAUUUUUUUUCGUCUUUCGUUUACAUUUUAUCUUUCCAUUCUUCGAAUAUUUUUGCGGGUCACUUAAGCUAGUCCAUAUAUUUUUUUUUUUUAGAUUUCCGAUGUGGUCUGCAAUAUCGUUACCGAAGUGACGCAAUUUUCAGUUUUAAACCACAUUUUGGUAGAGGCAAACUUUCUGAGCUCGCUAAAAGGUUCUGGAGGUUCACGGUGAUUCGAAAUAGACACACUGAUAGCUACGGCUAUGCAUUUUUAGUACCACGUUCUUCCUUGCCGAAGAAACAUUUCAAGAAGGAUGAACGUCGUUACCGUUUUACGUGUUCUGCAUCUCUACUUCGCAUCUACUUAGCCUUUCGUUCCUACUUCACGUUCGAGUUUUGUGUUUGUCUCGAGUUUUUCAUUGGAUCACUAUUUAUAAAACAUUUUACUUCGCUCGCGCUCUUGAAACAUUGUCACCUGCUGUGCGGGAGCGCAGGUCAGACGUGAAGCUCAUUAAAGGGACACUAAAGGCCAACAACUGAGUUCAAACGGUUAAAUUAUUUCUUGAAACCUCAUUUUUUAGUCACAUGACAAAAAUUGUUGAUGAAGCUGCAGAUAACGAAGGCCGAACUUACGGCUUUAUUCAGUUUCGCGCCAGUUUAGCGCCGAUGUGUCAACGUGACGUCACGGAUUUCAACUAUGUUCGCGUAUUCUAGCCGGCUUUGGAGCUGUACAUGUUCUCAAAACUACUAGGUUGAAUGCUUGCUUCUUUUAGAAUGCACUGUAGUCUGCCUUUACUGAUAAUCAGUUGUUCCGUGGAGGCGCUGCCAAAUUCAUGACGUCACAAGGAGCUGGUGCGGGAACUUCACGGCAGAGUCGCUACCCGUCUUACGUUUUUGCGUUGUUUCCCGGUUAUCUGUAGCAGGCUCUUCAGUAGGCAGCUUUGCUAUUCUGUCGCAGUUAAAAAACAAUCGAGGUCACGCCUCAAGGCAAGAGUAAUUUACCUAUACCUUAUAACUUAUUUUUACUCAUUAGUGUCCCUAUAAGGAAUCUCACGUGAUAACCUGCUCUCAUAUAUUAUGUGUUCACUUUUUCCAUGACGCGGGCCACAUGCUUGCUCAUUGUUUUGAACCAACUCUUGUAGCUUUUGGUGGUGACAAAAACAAACCCAAAGCGAUCUUAAGUUGAUUGUUGAAUUAACUAUAUUUCGUCUUUCGAAAAUUGCAACGUGCACCUGCCAGCAUUAUCUGAUGUCAAGCGUGGCCCGGGUACCACAGCUGUCACCCUGAUGCAUCAAAUAUUGCUUAUAUUUGUCAAAUGUUGAAAAAAAUUAGCUACUUAUAAAAUAAAAAAAACGCUGUCGUAAUCAAGCGCGUGCUUAUAACACGAGCUGUUACAGACAAAAGAAGCACGUGGUUUUUCUAAAGGUAUUACGUGCUGGAAAUGGGGACGCAUGAUGUGCAACAUGCGAUUAUUAAGACGAUGUCGAUUGGCCACAGGUGAGCACCACAACUUGGUUAUUUGACGCAGAAGUUAGUGAAAGGUAUCUGCAGUGCACCAGCUGUGUGAGCUGUCGAAGCUGACCAAAAAAUGCAACCCUCGCUUGUGAUUCGUGUAUUGCGGUGAUGGAAGUAGAGACAGCCCUGACCAGCAAUAUUGUGUAACUCGUCUAGUAUUUACCUGCGAUUUCGAGCGCCGCUGAAGUAUGGCAUCUUUCCGUUUCUCUGCCGGGUCCACUCGGACAGACCCUGUCGUGGGUGCCACCUCACGGCACGACGUGUGGACGCCGAUAACGGUACCCGCUGAUCAAUCGACCACUGGGCUUCUUCGAUUGCCCUUCCCCGGGAGUCCCGAACUGCACGAGGCGGUGCUUUCAGCCAGUGAGCGUCGCAUAUGCACUGUCUCGAGCAGUCCUGGACAGUCUGGCAAGACAAAUCGGAUAGGCCCACUCCCCGUUGCUUUCCGCGAGGUGGCCCUAUCUCGGAGACCACGCCAUGCGUGAACUCUCCGCAUAGGCUGCCUCGUGGUGGCGCUCAGCACGGGUAUAUUUAGAGGAGUCACGUCAAACGAAGGAAGGGGGUGACGCUUGGUGUAGCAGCAGUCAAACAACUGACGCGCCACAUCAUAAACAAGUAAUCCAAAGACGUUGGCCCUUUUUGAGUAUUCUGUUCUUGCAGACGACUUUGUACCAAAAAGAAACAAAAAAAAAAAAAACACUAAGGAAUAUGCAGGAAGGGAUGUCGCGGCCUGUCAUUCAUGGUACUGGGAUUGCUAUUCGUAAGGGUUAAUUAUUUCCACCUAGGGUUCAUGUGGUGUCACCUGUCACAAAUUUUUAAUACUCACUUGUCUGGAACCGAACAAGAGGGCCACGACGUCAUGCAGUGGCCCACAUUCACGCACUCCCGUACUACGAUUACGGUCACGUUGUUUGUACAUAAGAAACAGGAAUGCGAAGCCGCGUGUGCUAAGCGGCAUUUGUGUAUAGUCGCCGUGCAAGAGGAGAGAAAUAAAUGUCUUAUCUGCAUUGAA
This is a messenger RNA of Dermacentor andersoni, 10530 nucleotides long. RefSeq lists its product as uncharacterized. The record is from RefSeq and is a predicted model, not a curated record. Gene Ontology annotation, cellular component: neuron projection membrane. Gene Ontology annotation, biological process: synapse organization. NCBI's taxonomy places the organism in Eukaryota, Metazoa, Arthropoda, Arachnida, Ixodida, Ixodidae.